Acanthosepion pharaonis is the source of this 801-nucleotide messenger RNA. The record is from the annotation of a GenBank genome assembly. NCBI's taxonomy places the organism in Eukaryota, Metazoa, Mollusca, Cephalopoda, Sepiida, Sepiidae.
AUGGCAGACAGAUUUCUUGCUUCUGCUCUGUCUUUCUCUUCUGUUUCUCUCUUUCAUCUCCUUCUCUCUCUCUCUUCUCUCUUUCAUCUCAUUUUUUUCUUCUUAUUUUUCUCUCUUUCAUCUCAUUCUCUCUCUUUUUCUCUCUUUCAUUUCAUUCUCUCUUUUUCUCUCUCCCUCUCUCUUUCUCUCUUUCAUCUCAUUCACUCUCUUUUUCUUUUACAUCUCAUUCACUUUCUUUUUCUCUCUUUCAUCUCAUUCUCUCUUUUCUUUUUCUCUUAUUUAUUUCAUUCACUCUCUUUCAUUUUUCUUACCCUUUUACUCUGCAGCACAAAUUUCUGCUACACACAAGUUUUUUCUUUCCUUCUCUUUGCUAAUUCAUUCCCAACAUCUAUCUUUAUACUCCCCAUCAUUUCCAUGGUUUCUGCCUUUUUAUAUAUAUCUUUUCAGCUUCUUUUUUUUUUAAUCUGUUUCCCUCUCUCUUUCUCUCUCUCACAUUUGAUAUACUCUCUCUUUUGCUCUGUUGCACUCUAUUUCUCUCUUUUGCUCCAUUGCACUUUCUAUAUUUUACUUUUUCACUCUUUCACUUUUGCGCUGUUGCACUCUCUCCCUCUUUUGCUCUGUUGCGCGCACUCACGCUCUCCCUUCUGCUCUGUUGCACUCUCUCUCUCUCUGUUACUCUGUUGCACUCUCUCUCUUUUACUCUAUUGCACCCUCUCUCUCUUUUGCUCUGUUACACUCACUCUCUCUCUUUUAAUCUGUUGCACUCUCUAUUUUUUGCUCUGUUGCAUACUCCCUCUCUGA